Molecule: messenger RNA, 1299 nt
Organism: Torulaspora delbrueckii
Lineage: Eukaryota; Fungi; Ascomycota; Saccharomycetes; Saccharomycetales; Saccharomycetaceae
Gene: RNY1
Product: ribonuclease T2
Exons: 1
Coding region: 1-1299 (432 amino acids)
Biological process (GO): RNA catabolic process
Cellular component (GO): extracellular region
Molecular function (GO): ribonuclease T2 activity; RNA binding
Source: RefSeq, a predicted model, not a curated record
AUGUAUAUCAAAAAUUUCCUACCGUUCCUUCAGUCACCAGCACAAUUUUGGAACCUUAAAGGCGGUGAUAAACCGUUUGCUCCACAUUGCCCUAUCGAUUUACCAUUGAGCUGUCAGAAUCACACUGACAUACAAGAUUCGUGCUGUUUUGAGUACCCAGGUGGUAUAUUUUUGCAAACCCAAUUUUGGGAUUACGUGCCCUCACGUUCCGGUCUUGAUGAUGACGAGUUGGAGAAGCAAUUGGGACCGUUAGAUUCAUUUACUAUCCAUGGGUUGUGGCCUGACAAUUGUCGUGGUGGAUUUGAACAGUUCUGCGAUGAUUCAUUGGCUAUAGAUGACGUGUAUUACUUGCUGAACUCUGAUCAAUUUAAUAAUGAUAAGGUCAAUCUAGAAAUUAGUGGGAAAGAUUUACUGGCUGAAUUGAACCGCCUGUGGAAGAGCAACAAUGGGAAUGAUGAGUCAUUGUGGAUUCACGAGUAUAACAAGCAUGGGACAUGUAUCAAAACAAUCAGACCCAGUUGUUACUCCCGCUGGAAUGAUGACAGCGUGAUUGAAAAUGCUACUGAUCUUAAAAAGCAGUCGGUCUAUGAUUAUUUCAGAGUGGCUUAUAACGUACACAAGAAGUUAGACUCAUUUAAAGUUCUUAAAGAGGAAGGAAUUGAGCCCAGCCUGAAGAAAACGUAUACCAGAGACGAAAUUCAAGCAGCUCUUAACAAAGGCUUCAAAGAUCAUAAUGUCUAUUUUGCCUGUGAUAGACACCAGGCUUUGAAUGAAGUGUGGUACUAUCAUGUUUUGCAGGGUUCAUUGCUCGGUGAAGAAUUUAAACCAAUUGAUACUUUACGAACUGGUCUAUCCCGGUGUCCCGACAAGGGCAUUAAAUUCUAUCCCAAGGGCUACAUACCAUCUGGGAAUGGUGGCGGAGGCCACAAUGGUCGUCAAUUGAGAGGAAUCAUCAGAUUGAGCGGAUAUGAAGGUUUCCUCAUCAAGAAUGGUCGCUGGAUGAUCAAGGGAACUCCAGCAAAUUUCCUUUUGCUCAAGGCUCCUUUUGGAGGUUACCACUUAAAAUCUCGUACGGGUUACUGUGGAGUCUCUGAAGAUGGAUUGUUGACUUGUAACAAGCACGUCGGUAAUGCUGGACAGUUCGAUUACAAUGCCGAAAAAGGAGGCUACCUUGGUUAUUCCGGAAGUAGCGAAUGGGGGGCCACCAACUUGCCACGCGGUAAUAUCCAAAGCUUCGUCUACCUGAAGGGCGAUAUUCCUAAACCAUAUGAAUUCAAAUUGAAAUUUAUCAAAAGUUGA